Messenger RNA from Apus apus (common swift), 3684 nucleotides. RefSeq names its product SRY-box transcription factor 9 (gene SOX9). The coding region runs from base 316 to 1782 and encodes 488 amino acids. Gene Ontology annotation, biological process: morphogenesis of an epithelium; oligodendrocyte differentiation; chondrocyte differentiation. The transcript has 3 exons. NCBI's taxonomy places the organism in Eukaryota, Metazoa, Chordata, Aves, Apodiformes, Apodidae. The record is from RefSeq and is a predicted model, not a curated record. Gene Ontology annotation, cellular component: nucleus. Gene Ontology annotation, molecular function: DNA-binding transcription factor activity, RNA polymerase II-specific; RNA polymerase II cis-regulatory region sequence-specific DNA binding.
CCGCCCCGGGUUCUGCAUUGCCCCCGGCCGUUCCUUUCCCUCCCGCAACUUGAGAAAGUUUCUCUCCCCACCACCACUUUUUUUUUAAAAAAAAAAAAAACUUUUUUUUUUUUUUUUGCUUAGAGGGAAAAAACAAUAAUAAACUUUUGCAAACUUUUUUUUUUUCCAGCUUUUUUUCCUCCUUUCCUUCACGCUGGUGGAGACUUCGUCUCUCCUCGUUUUACUUUUUUAACCCUUCCCUACCCCCUUAACCAUCUGACUUUUUUAUUAUCGUUAUUUUUUCAUCCCCUGUUCCCCCCUCUGCCACUUUCUCGCAUGAAUCUCCUAGACCCCUUCAUGAAAAUGACAGAAGAACAGGAUAAAUGUAUCUCCGACGCCCCCAGCCCCACCAUGUCGGACGAUUCCGCUGGGUCUCCCUGUCCCUCUGGAUCCGGCUCGGACACGGAGAACACCAGACCCCAAGAAAACACCUUCCCCAAGGGUGACCCGGACCUGAAGAAGGAGAGCGACGAGGACAAGUUCCCGGUGUGCAUCCGAGAGGCGGUGAGCCAAGUGCUCAAGGGCUACGACUGGACCCUGGUCCCCAUGCCAGUCCGGGUGAACGGCUCCAGCAAAAACAAACCCCACGUGAAGAGACCCAUGAACGCCUUCAUGGUGUGGGCACAGGCGGCCCGGAGGAAGCUGGCGGACCAGUACCCGCAUCUGCACAACGCCGAGCUCAGCAAAACCCUGGGCAAGCUCUGGAGGCUGCUAAACGAGAGCGAGAAGCGUCCGUUCGUGGAGGAGGCCGAGCGGCUGCGGGUGCAACACAAGAAGGACCAUCCUGACUACAAGUACCAGCCACGGCGGAGAAAGUCAGUGAAGAACGGGCAGUCGGAGCAGGAGGAGGGCUCUGAGCAGACCCACAUCUCCCCCAACGCCAUCUUCAAGGCGCUGCAGGCAGAUUCCCCACAGUCAUCCUCCAGCAUCAGCGAGGUGCACUCCCCUGGGGAGCACUCGGGACAAUCGCAGGGUCCCCCCACGCCCCCCACCACCCCCAAGACGGACACACAGCCGGGCAAGCAGGACCUGAAGCGGGAGGGCCGCCCCCUCCAAGAAGGCGGCCGCCAGCCGCCCCACAUCGACUUCCGAGACGUGGACAUCGGCGAGCUGAGCAGCGACGUCAUCUCCAACAUCGAGACCUUCGACGUCAACGAGUUCGACCAGUACCUCCCCCCAAACGGGCACCCGGGGGUCCCGGCCACCCACGGGCAGCCCGGCCAGGUCACCUACACCGGUAGCUACGGCAUCAGCAGCACGACGGGCUCUCAGAGCGGGGCCGGGCACGUCUGGCUGUCGAAGCAGCAGCCGCAGCCGCCGCCGCAGCCCCCGGCCCAGGCGCAGCACGGGGGGCUGCCGGCGCUGAGCGGGGAGCAGGGCCCGGCGCAGCAGAGGACGCACAUCAAGACGGAGCAGCUGAGCCCCAGCCACUACAGCGAGCAGCAGCAGCACUCCCCGCAGCAGCUCAACUACAGCUCCUUCAACCUCCAGCACUACGGCUCCUCCUACCCCACCAUCACCCGCUCCCAGUACGACUACACCGACCACCAGAACUCCAGCUCCUACUACAGCCACGCGGCCGGGCAGAGCAGCAGCCUCUACUCCACCUUCACCUACAUGAACCCCACGCAGCGCCCCAUGUACACCCCCAUUGCAGACACUUCUGGGGUCCCCUCCAUCCCCCAGACCCACAGCCCGCAGCACUGGGAACAGCCCGUCUACACACAGCUCACCAGGCCCUAAAAGCCGUUUAAAAAAAAAAAAAGUAAAAAUAAACAACCAACAAGAAAGGUUUAAAAAAAACAAACAAAACAAAAUUAUCACAAAAAGCAGGGAAGCAGCAAGAAGAUGGGAGAACUUCCUCAGACUUAUUCCUUCUUUGAAAUUAAAAGAAUAAUGAAUAAAAGAUGCUAAAGUUAAAGCUGGCAGGGAGGAGAGAGUGCCUCAGCCUUCUGCACUACAGCAUCCACCCACCCACCCACCCUUCCAUCCUCCAGGAAGGGGCCCGGCAGCUCCCAGAGCUGGAAAAACUCGGUACAGACUUUCCAAGGACUGGACUUUAACUCUGCUUCCCCGGGCAGAUGAGAUUUCUAACCCAACCACCUCAGCUGUCUUGUUCUCUGGACUUUUGUAAUGAAUUAUUAUUUUUUUUUAGCAGUAAUUAAACAAAAAAAAGAAAAUAAAAAAAAUUGGGGGAGGGGGGAAAGAGAGAACUCAGAGUCCUCUGUGAGGAAUAUUCUCUAUUUUAAAUAUUUUUUAGUAUGUACUGUGUAUGAUUCGUUGCCGAUUGGAGGGGAUUUAUACAUAUUUUUUAGAGAUUUUUUUAAAAUGCUCUUAUUUUUCCAGCAGCUAAAAAAAAAAAAUAAUGACACUUAGUGGAGCAGUCCUAGGUUUUCUUGCAGUCAAAGGUAUUUUUGUAUAGAUAAAGUGUCUUUUUCUCUAAAAAUAAAGAAGCAAACUGCUUUGAACUGGGAACACAGCUCUGCAGCCUGGGAGACAUGAGCUGAGACUGCGUGGGGACAAGCAUGGGAGAGGCUUUAUUUUUCUAACUCAUAGCAAGACGGGCCAGGAGGAGAUUUUUAACUUUAUUUUUUAAUAACCCUGAGCCUUAAGAAAGAAAAACAAAUAGUUUUUUUUUUAAAAAAAAGCAAUAAUAAAAAAACCCCAGCAAGAAGUGCUGUUGGGAAGCCUUCAGAUCAGCCCUGGGAUAAUCACUUGUCCCCAGCUCUGCCUGUCCCUGGGGGCUGGGGGGGCUGAGCUUGAUCCCCUCCAAUCAACCCCCCCAUCCAGGGGCUCCUCUCUGCUUGUGGGACAUCACAGAUACUAUACAUUAUUUAUUUUGUGAGAAGAGCAGUUUUUAAUCACAAUUGUCUUUUUUUUUUAUUUUAAUCUCCCUCCUAUUUUAAGUCCUUUCAAAAGCAAUUGCAUUUGUCAGAGCAUUAUUUGGAAGGUAACCGUGCCUGUUAAAUUAUGGUCUAAACUGUAACCAGUCCUUUAUUUAUCUCUUUAAUUCUUUUUUAUUAUUAUUAUUCUUUUUUGUUUUGUUUUUUUUAAAUCUGUGUCCUGGGUUUGUACAAACUUGUGCUCUUCCUUUUUUUUUUCUUAAGGAUAAACUGGAAAAAGAAAAAAAAUUGUACAAACUUCAAGAUUGCAAAUGUAGCAAAUCACUGAAUCAUUUGCCUUGUUUUCUGCCUCAGCUCUCUGGGACACACAAGCUCGUGCAAGGACCAGACCCAAGGCCCCAGCCGUGCCAUUUUAGCCUUCCACCCCCCCAAAACUGGCUUGAGGUGGGGACACUGACUUUGGUGAAGCUGUGGCUAAACAGUUAAGGAUUGCUUUUUAAAAAAGACAGCAAACUUUUUUUUUUUAUUUAAAAAAAAAUUGAUAUAUUUGUUAACACUUUUUUUAGGGAUUCAGUAGAAGAAAAAAAUCUUAAAGCACUCUUAUAAUAUGGCAUCUUCCUAUUUCUGUAUAAAAGCAGAUCUUUUUAAAGUAUUUCUGUAACUUAAAAGACCUGUCAUUUAAAUCAUAUUUUGUCUUUAGGUAAGUUUUUUGUUUUGUUUGCAAGAUCCUUCUCUUUGUGAAACUUACCUUUUUUUUGUAUAUUAUUGUUUGCAAUAAAUAUACAUUGUAUUAAAAGUUAAA